AUGAGUCCCCCAACAGACCGGAAACAGAUCCUUGAAGCGUUUAGGAAGCAGAUCAAAAAUGGCACAGCGAUUGUUGGCGCCGGCGCCGGCAUUGGACUUUCUGCAAAGUUCAUUGAGGAAGGAGGCGGAGACGUGAUUGUUAUCUACAACAGUGGGCGCUUCCGAAUGGCAGGCAGAGGAUCCCUCGCCGGCCUGAUGCCGUACAGUAAUGCAAACGAUGUAGUCGUGGACAUGGCCAAGGAGGUGAUACCAGUGGUCAAGCAUACGCCAGUCAUAGCAGGCGUCUGCGGCACAGAUCCAUUUCGAGACAUUCCUCGCUUUCUCAAGCAGCUCAAGGACCUAGGUUUUGCAGGUGUGCAGAACUUUCCGACUGUUGGCUUAAUCGAUGGCACAUUUCGAGCAAAUCUGGAGGAGACCGGUAUGGGAUACCAGCUCGAAGUCGACACCAUCAAAGCGGCGCACGAACUCGACAUGCUCACUUUGCCCUACGUGUUCAACGAAGACGAGGCAACAAAGAUGGCACAAGCAGGUGCAGACGUCAUUGUCGCCCACAUGGGAUUGACUUCUUCAGGGAGCAUUGGCGCACGGAGUGGAAAAGGUGUGGAUGAGUGCGUGCAGUUGAUCCAGAGCAUUCGAGAUGCUGCAACGAAGGUCAGCAAAGAUAUCAUCGUUCUCUGCCAUGGCGGACCGAUUGCAGCGCCGAAGGAUGCAAAGUACGUGUUGGAGAGGGUGAAGGGCUUGCACGGAUUUUUUGGAGCGAGCAGUAUGGAGAGAUUACCGGUCGAGGAAGCCAUCACGGGCAUCACGAAGGAGUUCAAGAGGGUGGCAAUACAGCAGUAG
Molecule: messenger RNA, 840 nt
Organism: Pseudocercospora fijiensis CIRAD86
Lineage: Eukaryota; Fungi; Ascomycota; Dothideomycetes; Mycosphaerellales; Mycosphaerellaceae
Exons: 5
Coding region: 1-840 (279 amino acids)
Molecular function (GO): catalytic activity
Source: RefSeq, a predicted model, not a curated record